This is a messenger RNA of Phodopus roborovskii (desert hamster), 3883 nucleotides long. RefSeq names its product interferon induced protein with tetratricopeptide repeats 2 (gene Ifit2). Lineage: Eukaryota; Metazoa; Chordata; Mammalia; Rodentia; Cricetidae. Gene Ontology annotation, biological process: defense response to virus. Gene Ontology annotation, cellular component: cytosol. The record is from RefSeq and is a predicted model, not a curated record. Gene Ontology annotation, molecular function: protein binding.
UCAUUAGAAGUCGGAGGAUGAGCUUGUCUGGAGCUUGCUGCAGCCUGCACUGAGCGCCUCAACACAGCUGGGAGUUACACAGCAACCAUGAGUACAACCACUAAGAAAUCCUUGGAGAGCAAGCUACAGCAGCUUAAAUGCCAUUUCACCUGGAACUUGAUAGUGGGAGAUGAGUCCUUGGAUGAGUUUGAGGACAAGGUAUUUAACAAGGAUGAGAUUCAGAACGAGUGUACAGCCACUAUGUGCAACCUAUUGGCCUAUGUAAAGCACCACAGAGGUCAAACUGAGGCAGCGCUGCAGUGUUUAGAGAAAGCUGAACGCUACAUCCAGCAACAGCACCCUGACCAAGUAGAAAUCAGAAGUAUAGUCACCUGGGGAAACUAUGCUUGGGUUUACCAUGACAUGAACCAACUUGAAAAAGCUCAGGCUUAUCUUGACAAGGUAAGACAGGUCUGUGAGAAGUUUUCCAGCCCCUACAGGAUUGAGAGUCCUGAGCUUGACUCUGAGGAAGGGUGGGCCCGAUUAAAGUGUACCCGAAACCAAAAUGAGAAAGUGAAGGUGUGUUUUGAGAAGGCUCUGGAAAAGGACCCGAAGAACCCAGAAUUCACCACCGGCUGGGCCAUCUCAAACUACCGUCUGGACAACUGGCCAGCACAGCAGAACGUCAUUGACUCUCUGAAGCAAGCCAUUCGACUGUCUCCUGACAGCCCUUAUAUUAAAGUCCUCUUGGCGCUGAAGCUUGAGACCAUACAUGAAAACCAAGGAAAGGAACUAGUUGAAGAAGCCUUAAGGAAGCCCCCAGGUGUGACAGAUGUACUUCUCAGUGCAGCCAGGUUUUAUUAUAAGACGCAUGAUGAAGACAGAGCUAUACAGUUGCUUAGAAAGGCUUUAGAAUCGCUGCCAAACAAUGCCUAUGUGCAUUACUAUAUUGGGUGCUGCUAUAGGUCAAAAGUCCUUCGAAUAGUUCACACCAGAGAAACUGCAUGCAAUGGGAAUCAAGAGGAGUUACAGGAACUAGCAAUUAAACACUUGAGGAAAGCAGAGGAGACCAAGGAGAUGCUCGAAAAUUCCUGUAGCCACCUUGCUGGUCUUUAUGCCAUGACAAACCAGUACACAAAAGCCGAUUAUUACUUCCAGAAAGGAUUGAAGAAAGAGCUUACUCCUGACCUUAAACAGUUGCUCCACCUGCAGUAUGGCAAUUUUCAGUUUUUUCAAAUGAAGUGUGAAGACGAGGCCAUCCACCAAUAUAUGGAGGGUGUGAAAAUAAGGCAGAGGACAAAGCCUAAAGAAAAGAUGACAAACAAACUUGAAAAAAUUGCCCUAAGGCGACUUUCUGAAAAUGAAUCUGAUCCCAAGGCCUUGCACAUCAUGGCGUUUCUUCAGGAGUUGAGUAAAGAAAGGCAGCAAGCUGCUAAAGAUUCUGAGAGGCCUGUUUUUCCAGCAUCUUUGCAAGCGGAAGGGAAUGAAGAGUGGUGACCUGGUACCCACAAGGCUACUAUUGGAAAGAAACUGAAAACAGUUACCAAGUAGCCAUUCAAAAUAUUUAACAGCUUCAAGUUCUAAGUAUGUACUAACAGACUGACUAUACUAUUUGUCAGGGAUAUUGGGAACCCUGCUAUCAGAUGUUAGCACCUGAAUAGCUGGAUCAGGUAAGGGGUCUGAGGAAGGGACCAGUCAGGGGCAUAAAUACAGAGGCCUGGAAAGCAGCCUAGAUCUCUUCCUGUUUCUUAGAAAUAGUGUCUAUGUCUUUGGUUGUAAGCCUAGCCUUUAACGGCUGAGCCAUCUCUCCAGCACCAGUGUCAACUUCGUGUCAAGAAAUAGACCAACAUAUAUCGGACCUCACAGUUUUUGGUGUUGUUGUUGUUAUUGUUGUUUGUUUAUUGUACCUUCAUUUAGUUACAAAAGAAAUAAAGAAAGAAAAAAGAAAUAUGUUGGGAGAUGUCAUUAUGUAUAUUUGUUUCUCAUCCUGGUUAAUGAAUAAAGCACUGUUGGCCAAUAGGAAAGGAAGAUAGGAGGGACUAGGAGACAAGGAGGAAAGAGGAAGUAGUAAGGAGAGCCAAGAUGGAGAGUCUGGAGAAGGAAGAACCGCCAGCUGCCUCUCCCUGGUAAGACCAGGUGGAAAUAAAUAGAAAUGGGCUUAAGACAGAGCUAGCGGAUAAGAAACAAGUAACCGGGCCAACAGAAUUAUAUCUAAUACAGAGUCUCAUUGUGUUGUUUGGGGCUGGCGCGGCGGCGGGACCAGACCAGGCGGCGGGAGGAAAAACAUGUACUCAUUACAGAAAUAGUUUUCUAUGGUAGCAUUAUUAAAAUCACCUUCCGUAGAGGCUUGUUUUGUUUGGGUUUCAUUCUGUAUUUAUGUAAAGUGGCCAAAUUCCUCACCUGGGUGAGUUUUCCAUCCCUGAGUUAUUGUAGAUUUUUGCACAACCUCAUUCUACAUAAUAAUAGUGUCCAUCAAAAAGCUGAGGAGCUAUGGACAGUGGAUCAUGACUAUAAUCCCAGCACUUGGUAGCUGAGACAGGAAGAUUGCAGCGAGUCGGUGGUCAGCCUGAGCAUGAUCUGGAAAGGGGGUGGAGGGUGCUCAUAAUUAGACAUGUAAAAAUUUAAUGAUCAGGUACAUUAUCUUGAUAAUUUGUGCAUAUAUAUAUAUACAUUUAUAUACACAUAUAUAUGUAUAUAUAUAUAUAUAUAUAUAUAACCACUAUUAUCACAUAUUUAUAAAACCCAGAAGGUAAUGAUUUUGUUUUACUGUAUAAUUUUGAAAUUUACAAAAUUGUGCUCAAUAUUAUUUGAGCUCAACAUAGAAACUCAAUAGUGCAUUCCAGGUCUAAAAACAAACGAACAACAAAGGCUAAGGGACCAAAUCAAUCCUCCCUCCAUUUUACCAGCCAGUCCUCGAUCUACAGUGUCCCAUAAACGUGAGUUCGAUUGUCCCAUUAUCUCAGAUGGCAGCAUACUUGGAAAAACUGAGACCAGAGAAAGUUAGAAGGGCUGGCUCUAUCUGUGCAAAGUAGUAGAGUCAGGUGGCCACAAUGCCAGACUUCCAGGAGAAACCUGGGGAGACUUCUCCCCCACUCGGCUCUCCCUGUGAGUAUGGUGCACUAAAAUAAGGGCCAUUCUGUCUACCAUAGUGACAAUUGAAAUAAAUAUUUAUUCCAAACUUAUGUGGAAACUCCAUUGGAGACAAAGAGAAUACUAAUUCAUCUUUAGGACAAUUUCUCUGUCAAAUGAAUACUUCCUUUAUUCAAAACGCUAUGAUGAACCCAUAUUACAGAUGCUAGAAGGCCACUGGAUGGAAGAAUAGCUUGGCGACUGAGUGCCUGGUGGAAGGACUUAGCAAAUGGCAUGGGUAUUGUAAGGUGAAGGUUUUCCUCCAUUAGAAAUGUUGCAUACUAAAGUAUAUAAAGACUUUUUUGAACUCUGAAAAAAUACUCAGGAACAUCAGAAAAUUGAUAAUUGACAUUUCCUGAGUAAUUCUUGACUGGCCUAAACAUUAGGGUUGGUGUGAAACAGCAUAGUCAAUGGGCCUAGCCUGAGGCUGUCAGUCACCCUCUGGCAUAGAAAUGUUUCUCUAGUAGGAUUAGUUUGUCUUUGUGUAUAUAGGAACAUUUUAUUCAUCAAUUAAAAUAUAUUAGAUUCAUAGAUUGCUAAAACCGAACAUUCUAAUAGCUGGAACAAUAUUCCAUGUUACUUUAAAUAUUAAAAAGUUUUGUAUGCAUUUAAAUCUGUCAGUAUUUGGCAUUUCUAUUUCUGGAAAAAUAAUAAACUUUUUCAUAAAUAACAUGUUAUAGAACACUAAGCAGUGUCCUGGUUCAAUAAAUUUUUUUUACUGUACUCUUGCUGUUUUAGACUCAAGUACUGGUAAUAAAGAGCAGCAUAGAAGGUU